AAACUUUCUUCUCAUUGUUCAUCUUCAAUCUCUCUCACAUCGUACGUUGGUGUGAUCUCAUCUAUCUAAAGAUCGUUUUAUGAAGGUAACGUUUGUGAGAAACCGUGAUAAUGAUGGAUGAUGACAAAGUCUCCAAUGACUUUUCUUUACAGCCUGAUGAUCUCAAUGUCCAUACCUCGACCCCUUUCGGUAGUAUUAUAUUCGAUUCAUCGAUUUGUGAUCUCUUAAACUUGGAAGAAGAUGGUGGAGGAGACACACCAAAUCUUGUACCGGAACAUAACCCGUUUCUUGAUUCUUUGGAUGGAAAUCAAGAAACAGAGUCUCCAAGUGUGUAUAUUGCACCAAAGGUCAUGAUUAAUCAUCAAGACUCGUUUUCGCUUGAUUCUCGAAUCGAUGACUACAUCGAAGAUGCAAAGGUUUUGCCUGGAGGGAUUCAAGAUCUUGGUCUUUCACGUCUUAGAGUUCCUGGCUCACCAAGAGCUUUUAUUCAUCCGAGAUCUUCUGUAUCACCGCGUUUCGGAUCGCCUACUAGUCCUGUCUUGAUCGAUACCGCUGCACCGUUUGAAUCGGUUAAAGAAGCAGUUUCAAAAUUUGGUGGGAUCACAGAUUGGAAAGCACAUAAAAUCCAGACAAUUGAGAGAAAGAAGACAGUGGAUCAAGAGCUUGAGAAGAUACAAGAAUAUAUGCCUGAGUACAAGAAACAAGUGGUUGUAGCAGAAGAGGCGAAGGAGCAGGUGGUGAUGGAGCUUGAGAGGACAAGGAGUGUUGUCGAGGAACUAAAACUAGAGCUAGAGAAGGCUGAGAAAGAGGAGCAACAAGCAAAACAAGACUCUGAUCUUGCGAAGCUUCGAGUGGAGGAAAUGGAGCAAGGGAUAGCUGAUGAGGUGAGUGUCGCAGCGAAAUCGCAGCUCGAGGUGGCUAAAGCGAGACAUUUAUCCGCGGUUUCUGAGUUAGGAACCAUAAGAGAAGAGAUACAAGUAAUGUCUAAUGAGUAUGAGUCUUUGUUGAGGGAAAAAGAUUCGGUUGCGAAAAGAGCAGAGGAUUCAGUUUUGGAAGCUAAAGAUGUUGAGAGAAAGAUGGAAGGUUUGACAAUAGAGAUGAUUGCCACUAAGGAGUUAUUGGAGUCAGCUCAUGCAGCUCAUCUUGAAGCUCAAGAAAAUAAAUUUGAAGCAGCCAUGGCUCGGGAUCAGGAAGUUUAUAAUCAGGAGAAGGAACUCAAAAUGGUUGAAGAACAGAUUGAAAAGCUUAGACAAGAGAUUGAUGCAGCUGAUGAUGUGAAAACCAAACUACAUACUGCUUCUGCACUUCAGAAAGACUUGAGGGCUGAAAUAGCGGCUUAUAAAGAGUCAAACAUGGGAAAGAGAAACAAUAGUGACAUACAAGUAGCGGUUGAUUCCGCGAGGAAUGAGCUCGAAGAAGUUAAAGUAAACAUUGAGAAAGCAAAUUCCGAGGCGAAAACAUUGAAGAUAAUUGUUGGAUCAUUGCAGUCCGAACUCGAAAGGGAGAAGAAGGAUUUAUCAGAGACAAAACAGAGAAACAGUGAAGAAACAAGAGAGGAGAGAUGUACAGAAAUAGCCAAGAAGUUGCAAGAAGCGAAUAGAGAGGCAGAGGAGGCAAAGUCACUUUCUGAAGCGGCUCGAGAGGAGCUGAGAAAGGCGAAGGAAGAUUCGGAUGAAGCGAAAACCGGAUUCUCUACAAUAGAAAGUCAGUUAAUCAAAGCGAAAAAGGAAAUGGAAGCUGCUAGAGCUUCUGAAAAGUUGGCCUUAGCCGCGAUAAAAGCGUUGCAAGAGACUGAAUUUGCUAGCAAAAUCGAAGAUAUUAGUAGUUCACCAAGAAGCAUAAUCAUUUCAGUGGAGGAAUAUUAUGAGCUAAGCAAACAAGCACAUGAGGCAGAAGAGGCAGCCAACAGAAAACUAGCAGAGAUCGUCUCCAAAAUCGAAGUGGCUAAGGAAGAGGAAUCAAGAAUCUUGGAGAAUCUUGAGGAAGUGAGAAGAGAAACAGCUAUAAGAAAGAUAGAGCUAAAAGAAGCAAUGGGAAAAGCCGAGAAAGCUAGAGAUGGGAAGGCUGGUAUGGAUCACGAGUUGCGAAAAUGGAGGUCGGAUAACGGGAAUAGGAGCCCCGAGGGGGGAAAUAAAGAGAACUUAAGCAAGUCGAAAUCGGCUUUACAUAAACCAACUUCAUUUACAUUUGGUGAGCAAGGAAGCAGUAGUAAUGUUACCCCUGAAGCAAAAAAGAAAAAGAAAAGGUUCUCUUUGUUGCCAAAGGUCUUCAUGUUCUUGUCAAGGAAGAAGUCAUCCAACAAGUGAGUUAUUCUAUUUGUAUGUCGUUAUGGAACUGGAAAAUAGAGUAUCUAAAUUGAGAGAGAACAGUGAACUUUUAAAUUUGUUGGUUAGAACAGAUUUGUUGUAUUCUUAAAAUGAAAUAAAGGUAUUGAUACACUUGUCGAAUAA
Molecule: messenger RNA, 2450 nt
Organism: Capsella rubella
Lineage: Eukaryota; Viridiplantae; Streptophyta; Magnoliopsida; Brassicales; Brassicaceae
Product: protein WEAK CHLOROPLAST MOVEMENT UNDER BLUE LIGHT-like 2
Exons: 3
Coding region: 111-2306 (731 amino acids)
Source: RefSeq, a predicted model, not a curated record